Molecule: messenger RNA, 954 nt
Organism: Saxophila tyrrhenica
Lineage: Eukaryota; Fungi; Ascomycota; Dothideomycetes; Mycosphaerellales; Extremaceae
Exons: 4
Coding region: 1-954 (317 amino acids)
Biological process (GO): transport
Cellular component (GO): peroxisomal membrane
Molecular function (GO): NAD transmembrane transporter activity; FMN transmembrane transporter activity; ADP transmembrane transporter activity
Source: RefSeq, a predicted model, not a curated record
AUGUCGGACAAGUCAGAGAUCCAGGCCAAAGCGAACCAGGCCGUCGAGCAGUCGAGCGACAACAUGGCGCACGCAAUGGCCGGGGCGGGGGGAGGGCUGCUGUCAAUGGCGCUCACAUACCCUCUCAUCACCUUAUCCACCCGAGCGCAAGUCGAGAAGAAGAAGGCACAUACCGGGACGGUCGCUGCGGCGAAGCGUAUCCUCGACCGCGAGGGCAUUGCGGGACUCUAUGCCGGCAUGGAGAGUGCAUUGUUCGGCAUAACGGUCACGAACUUUGUGUAUUACUACUGGUACGAGUUCAGCAAGGCCUUCUUCCAGCGAUCGACCAAGAAGACCUACCUGAGCACGGUCGAGAACAUGGCAGCAGGUGCCUUGGCCGGGUCCGCGACAGUGUUCCUGACGAACCCAAUCUGGGUCGUCAACACCCGGAUGACUGCACGCCAGUCGCAGUCUCAAGAGAGUGGUCUGCCCACCACAGAGGGCGAGAAGUCGCAGAAGGAGUCCGCGCCGAGCACCGUUGGCACUUUGAUGAAGAUAAUCAAAGAAGAUGGCUUCAUGCGAUUGUUCGCUGGUGUCCUGCCAGCUUUGGUUCUCGUCAUGAACCCUAUCCUGCAAUAUACCGUCUAUGAGCGUCUGAAGCAAAUGCUUGAGAAGCGCCGGAAGGUCGGCGCGACAGACAGCUUCCUGCUGGGCGCGCUUGGGAAGUUGGUCGCAACGUCGAUCACGUACCCGUAUAUUACGGUGAAGUCGCGCGCGCACGUCGCGUCGGGCAAGCAGGAGGGUAUGAUCGCUAGCUUGCGACGGAUCGUCAAGGAGGAGGGUGUUGGUGGGCUCUACGGAGGAAUCGGACCUAAGGUCACGCAGUCCGUCAUCACGGCUGCCUUCUUGUUCGCCUUCAAGGAUGUGUUGUAUGAUGCGACAGUCAAGGCGCGGAGAAAGGUCGCAAAGGCGUAG